AUGCGCGCAUCACGACCAGCCGAACAGGCACUCCGCCUCGCUACGUCAUCAGCAUCACAAAAAUACGUCUGCCGAGCCUGUCGUGCCCAAGCCGCCCGCCAGUUCCACACCUCAGUACCACGACCCGCACAAGUGCCAUUGUACCAGCGUCUACGGGACACCCUUUUUGGAAGCAAGCAAUCACAGGAGGCUGAAAAGGGCCGUGGAGAGAAGCAGGUGCAGCGGAGAGAAGAAGAACAACAACAGUCCAGCAGUCAAGAAGAUGGUGCGCUGGAAGUAGUGGUCGGGAGGGAUGGACAGGAGUAUGAAGUCGCUGCUGUCGUGGACCCGACCCUCGCCAAGAACUACAUUCAAGCAAUGAGCUGGGAAGGGCUCGAAAGAAUAGGCAGUGAAGAGUGGGUCAAGAGGAGGGCUGACCAAGGGGAGCAAUAUGUUGGCUUCAUCCCAAAGAAGGAUAUCAAACUCACACCCAAACAAUGGAAGAUCGUCCUCUCCGACAUCAUGGCCGAUAUACUAGCCCUCAAACGAGCCGGGCGGUCCGUCGAUCAGGUCCUCCAUCCAAACGUGCAGGAACAAGGAACAGCAAACGAGACGUGGACCCCUGAUUCGGGACUGCCCUCCUUCUCAAUUACAAAACAACAGAGUCUACGUGUAGUUGCCAACGAACGACAAUACAGAGGCACUCUUGGUCGGAGAAGCAAACGCUCGACGAUAGCGCCUAUUGGCGACGUCUCUCUCCACGACCCCGCCAUCAAACUGGCCCUCCACAAAAUCAUCCUCAGAGUCAGCGGCCGUCGCAUUUCGGACGCCGCCCUAAACUCCAGCCACACCCUCUCAGACCUCUACAGCCACCUCACCGCGAAAACAAAAUCUCCUUCACUCGCCCGCGCUCCGGAGAUCCGGCGGUUGAAGGCUACUUCGGCCGCGAAUGUCAGUUUCGUGCCGCGGAAGGUGACGAUGAUUGAUCGGGAGAAACAGGUGGGGAGGUGGAAGGUUAUUGAGGAGGAGCUUGUUGCGAGGGGUUUGCCGGUUACGGGGAGUAGAUUUCAGGGGGCUAAGACUGUUGUGCAUUGA
This is a messenger RNA of Recurvomyces mirabilis, 1074 nucleotides long. RefSeq lists its product as uncharacterized. Lineage: Eukaryota; Fungi; Ascomycota; Dothideomycetes; Mycosphaerellales; Teratosphaeriaceae. The record is from RefSeq and is a predicted model, not a curated record. The coding region runs from base 1 to 1074 and encodes 357 amino acids. Gene Ontology annotation, cellular component: mitochondrion. The transcript is spliced from 3 exons.